AUGGCACAGGAGAAGUCUACAUCAACGGCCACGGAAGUGUCCGCUCAGUACAACAGUAUCAGCCAAGCACUUCGAACUAAAAAAGCAUUAUCUAUGGACCCAUACCGAGUCAACAUCGAGAGCUGGCGUCCGGCAGAGGGAAAUAUCGCUCUCACCGAAUCCUGGCUUGCGUCUACCUUAGAGGUUUCAGUCAACGGGUCUAAAAUCCUUGCGUAUGUUGCUUUGCCGUCCGCUCAUUCCUAUUCUAUCGCAGGGCAGAUCAGCCGCAGCCAACGAAUUUUUUGCCAUUUACCUGCAAUCGGUACUUAUGUCGAAUUCAAACGUGAUACAAUGCUUUCGUUUGCGGAAAGUACCCGUUCUGUCGCCAAAGCCAAGAAUGACCCUGGGCAGAAGACAGUCACAGCGCCGAUGCCUUGCAAGGUGUUGUCAAUUCUGAAGAACAAUGGGGAUGAGGUCAAAUCCGGGGAAUCGGUUAUGGUCAUUGAAAGUAUGAAGAUGGAGGUUAGUAUUGCAGUGGCAGCGGCAGGUAAGUUUGAAACAACAUGGAAGAAAGGGAAUGCAGUAGAGGAAGGGAAAGUCCUUUGCUCGGUUGUUUAG
Aspergillus ruber CBS 135680 is the source of this 597-nucleotide messenger RNA. Its product is annotated as acetyl-CoA carboxylase biotin carboxyl carrier protein subunit. The transcript has a single exon. Bases 1 to 597 code for a protein of 198 amino acids. NCBI's taxonomy places the organism in Eukaryota, Fungi, Ascomycota, Eurotiomycetes, Eurotiales, Aspergillaceae. Gene Ontology annotation, molecular function: methylcrotonoyl-CoA carboxylase activity. Gene Ontology annotation, cellular component: mitochondrion. The record is from RefSeq and is a predicted model, not a curated record.